ACAGGAGCGACUCCAGGGACAUCAGAAGUGCGCUUCACAGACGGAAGGUAAGUGUGUCAGUGGUCACGAAAGCUUAUUUUAAUCUUUCACAGCAAACUAUUUAACUGCACCACCUACUGACGUCGCUGAGUCAAUGUGACAGGAUAAAACAGGUUGCUAUUGUGGCAAAAAAAAAAGGUUGCUAUUGUGGCUACAGUAACACCCAACCAAAAAUGUCGAACAAACACGAACUUUGAAUCCUCAAUGGAAGUUGCGCAACUUUAUUUCGAUUAAGUUGAUCUGACCACAUCUGAUCACAAAUACGAAUAAUUCAUCUUGUUGCAGAGAAACGUAUAAAAGCACAUUUUAAUCAGGAAGGACGCUUCAAGCACACUUGUCCCAUUUGCAUUUUUGGUCUAAGAAAAUAGGAGCAUAUAACUACUGACUGAGGAUGAAUUGGGGCUGGGGGAGGUUGUGCUGGUCAUUGUGAAAGUGACAGUGUUACUUUUAAGGGACUUUACUUCAGAGGUUUGAUUACUUUUUCAAGGACACAGCUUCAUUGUGUGUGACAAACUUUAGUUCCUUCCAAUCAAACAUUACUCAAAAGCUGGAAAAACUUGCUAUGUGAGAUUGUUCUUUCGAUUGGGUUUAAGAAUAAGAAGAACUUUAUUAAUCCCCGAAGGCAAAUUCAACUGUCUCAUUUGUCAUGUCAAUCUAAAAGUCAUCUAGUAUUUACACAAGAGUUAUAAAGUCUAAUGGCUGUUGGUAGAAAAGAUCUUCUGAAUCUUUCUGUCCUGCAGCGAAAAGAGAGGAGCCGUCCACCACCAGUGGUCCUUUGGUCCAUCAAGGUGUUGUGAAGUGGGUGAUCCAUGUUCUUGAGAAUAGUCUCCACCUUCCUCAGUGUAGAUCUCUCCACCACAUCCUCCGCUGAGUCCAGCUUGAGUCCUAACACAGAGCCAGUCUUUUUCACCAGUUUGUUAAGACGUCUUGCAUCUUUGUGUUUGAUGCUUCCUCCCCAGCAGACUACAGCGUAGAACAGAACACUUGCCACCACAGACUGAUAAAACAUCUGCAGCAUCUUACUACAGAUGUCUAUUGACCGGAGUCUUCUCAGGCAAAAGAGGCGGCUCUGCCCCUUUCUGUAGAUGAAGUCUAUUUUCUUAGACCAGUCCAACUUAUUAUCCAGAUGUACACCUAGGUAUUUAUAUGAUGUCACCACUUCGAUGUCCACUCCACAGGUGUUCACUGGUUGAACAUAUUUACCCCAAUAUGUACCUUGUCUUUUUUUUUUUCUUAGAAAUUUCUGAUAGUUGGAUAGAAAUUCAAAGGUCCCUUGUGGCAUUAUGUAACCUCUGAAUUAAUUUGAUAAAAUCUUUAUCUAAGCUCAGCAUUUUUUGCUCAUUUGUAAAUAUUGUUGAAUGUCGUGUUUUGUCAAAUGCAGACAAAACAGCAACAAUGUGAUGUUGGCAUUAUCUAUCUGCCAUUGGCUGAAGUGCUCUGGUUUUGCCGGUAUCAGCCAUCAGAAAAAUGAUAUUGAUCAACAACUACAUUUAGCUGUUCAAACAAUAUUUUUCAAAACUUAAAUAUAUUUUCACAAUGCAUGGGAGCAGUCAAGAGUACAUGGGGGCACAUUCAGCUUUAUGGUUAUUUAGAAAACAUUUACGUUUUUUAGACUUGCAUGCUAUGGAUUUCCAGAUUUUCAGCUUCAAAAUAAUAGCAACAAUGACAAAAACAAUCAAGGUGGGAUGGGGGGUACUUAUUGCAGGUACAUUUGGAGGAUGGCUCAAAAGAGGGAGUAAAACUCUAGAUUUAUUGCCACUCUGGAAAAGGCAAGGGAAAUAUCCAAAAAGGGAGGGACAGGCAAGAGGAAAGAGGAGAUUUCUUUAGUAUAAAAACACAGAGAAACAGCUAAAGAGAAAUUGAUGCUAGAACUUGAGUCUCUCACAGAGCAGGUGAAAGAUGGGGAGGAAAACCAAAAAUGAUUGCUUGGGUUGCUGUGGACUCUGUGCGACAGCCACACAAUGAAAUACCUGAGGAACCUCAUGGCUCACAUGAAACCAAAUCCUGACCUUCCACAUGUGAAACUGUAGGUAAAUAUAACACCAAAAUAACCACAGGUAGCUGUGGUUGGUAGAACAAAUAAAGCAGAUGUUCAAAAAGUGUACAGAUGAGCUAUUUCUCCAAUGCAAGAGGCUCUGCUCAUCAAAAUUAGGCCCAGCCUGAGGAGUGCAACCCAUAAACUAACAGUAAUAUUAUUCCUGUAUCAUUUCUUGUCUUUGGCAAAAAAAUGUUUUCUGUGUUUGAAACUUUUCAGGAGACCAUGGAAAAAAAGCAGGUGAUCAUUGACACAGACUGCGGCAUUGACGAUGCUCAGGCUAUAAUGAUGGCUCUGGCAGCACCCAACAUCCAGAUUGUGGGCAUCACAUGUGUGUUUGGAAAUGCAGUGGUGGAAAACGUUUGUCAGAAUGUGUUGAGGGUGCUCUCUGUCUGUGAGCAUGAAGGGGUAAGUACUCUGAAGUGUUUCGAACAUAAAGGCACAGUUGCUUUGAAUGUUUAAUUUGGAUCAGACUGAUUUGGAAAAUCUAUUAUUUCAUACUGUUACUCUUCCUCUUCCGUCAGGGGAAUUUGAAGGUCACAGCAGUCUAAUUUUUGUUUUAGCUGAGACAAAUACUGUAUGGAAAAAUGACCAGAACUCUCACACUGAACCCACUGUGAGACUGAAUCAUGCAUAAUGUCUCAAGAGUCACUUUUAAGACUAGUGAGAAAAUGUACAAGAUCUCUUUUUGGUCUGAUUCAUUUUUGUGUAAGAAACACAAAUUAAAUGAGACAUAGACAAGAUCUGAUUUGAAAUAUCACUUUCAGGGGUGUGACUUGAUGACAUAUUUUUUAUAGAGGGGUGUCAAAAUCCACAAAAACUGGAGGUUUGUCUUAAGUGCUUUACUUCGAAUUGAAGCCAUUAGAUGAAAAUCUCUAAAGGGUAAGAAUCCAUCAUUCACUUCAGUUUAUUUUCGUGCAAAAUAAAAAAAAAGUUCCAGGUUUGGGCGUUAUUGUUCAACUGUUUCACUGUUAACUAAUUCAUCUAACCAGCACCAAAGCCUUCAGUGUGUUGCAGCCUGCUGUUGCUUUGUGUAAGUUUUCUUCAGUUUGGUUGAUGUCUUUUUGUACAUGUCAUCAUGACUGCUUGUUUCAGCAUCGUUUCCUCCUAGACCAUGAAUCAGAAGUUUCAUGUUCCCCAAAUGAAUUAAAGGCAGAAGUAAAAUUGUUGUCUCUUUGCAGUUAAUAUUAUCUGUUUGCAUUCAGACAUGUAUAUUUUGGCAUUAGAUUUUAAAAAAGAUACACUCAAGAGGACUCUUAGUGUUUGAACAGCUGAUCAAGCCACGAUAAACACUGAUGUAUUUGACUGAAACUCACCUUUAACAGGGUCACAUUUUAAAUAGAAACACUGUUUGUACUAAAUUAGUCAUGUAGGAUAUGUUAACAAAAAUGCUGUUUGAUUUCUUAAAUUAUGUGUUGUGUCUGAAACUCUGUUGGAACAUGCUGCUGCUGUCUUGGCCGGGACACUCUUGUAAAAGAGAUUUUUAAUCUCAUUGAGGUUCUCCAGGGUAAAUAAAAUGAAAUUAAAAUAGAAAUGUUAACAAUUCUGUAAAACUUGAGUUAAAGGUUGGUACAUCAAUUCUGACAGCUGGCCAUGCAACAUCUUGAUAUUUUGAUCCUAUUAAAGUUUCAAUUUAGUGUGUAAAACUUGCAGGUAGACCAAUAGUUCGUAAAGGUUGACUGACCAUUUCCAAUAUGGCGACUGCCAUUGCAUCCAUGGUUUGGUCUUAAGUAACCAUUCACAGGAGACAGGAUGUCAUUAUAAUAGAUUGCUUUCUGCCUGCUUUUGCUCUCCACACAAAUUGUCCAGCAAACACCAAAUCCUGUUGCUCAACUGGUCGAUUUUACUCCAGUCCAGUCCAGUCCAGGGUGUACAUUUCGCAAAUUCCACAUUUUUCUCAGAAUCUAUAGAACUUAACCAUUAACAAGCAGCUUUAAUGAUCAAAUUCCUUUUUCCUGCACAACAUUUUGAAGUUUACUAAAAUGGUCAUAAGGUCAUUGAAAGGGUUUAAUAUAAUCAAACUAUCUAGAAAAUGUUUAAAACCCUUUUCUUACUGCAGAGACAUGACCAGUCAAUAUAAAGUCUUAAAAUUAAAACUGUUACUAUCAAAAGUCAUCAUCUAAAUGUGUUUGUAUUUAGACUGGAGUAUUUUGUAUUCAAAGCCACUCAAAUAAUGGCCUCAUGCUUAACCUGCAUGUCUGUGAACAUCUUCCUGAACAUCUGUCUGCAGAUUCCAGUGUUUCGAGGUUCAGGUGGUCCUCUGGUCGGAGCUGGAAGCUCACCCACUGACCACUUUGGCACUGAUGGAUUUGGUGAUGUGAUCAAAGACAAAGACACACAGUGGGAGGAGAAAAUCCAGGGAGAGCAUGCAGUCAGUGCAAUGAUCAGACUGGUGACUGAGAACCAAAAGCAGGUGAGAAUCCUCACUGUGAUUUAUCUCUAAUUUGAAGCAGCUCUUUGCACACACACAAAAGAAUGCUCUCCACAGGUCUCCUUGGUGGCCCUUGGCCCGCUAACUAACCUAGCCUUGGCUGUCAGACUGGAUCCAAGUUUUCCCCAAAAACUAAAAGAUCUUUACAUCAUGGGAGGCAACAUGGAAGGUACGACAUACUUAGGUUUUUGAAAUAUGUAAGCACUUUUGGUUUUAUAUAAUUGCAUUUUGUCUUUGUAGGAAAAGGGAACAUCACAUUAUGUGCAGAGUUUAACUUUGUGAUGGAUCCAGAGUCUGCCUACAUUGUUCUUGAAGAGUUUCUCUGCACAACAUACAUUGCAUCUUGGGAAUAUGCCUGCAGAAAUGCACUUACAUGGGUAAGAUGUGUGUUAGCAACCAACAGGUGGACUUCUCUUUUUUAUCAUUUAGUUUUAUUGGUUUAAAAUGUGAUUUUUAACACAAUGUAAUUGACAACCACUGUCUUGAGGGCCUGUGUCCACCAACAGCAUGUGUUACACAAACACGGCCCACAACCUUAAUUUCAGAGUGCUUCCUGCUGGAUUACGGAAACUUGUCUUGUGGUGCUUUAGCUGCUCCCAGUUUUGUCAGUUCUGGCUGUUUUAAAUUGCUAAUUUAUGUUAUAAAUUUAUUCUAAGCAUGUCUUUAUUCAUGGACAGUUUAUCACGUUAACAUCAAAACAGUGGAAAGGGACUAUGUCUGAGUAUUAGCAACUGAGAAUCUUGGAAAAUUAGUUGCCUGUAAACGACUUUUGUCUUUCUCUGCCUUAGUUGUUGCAAAAGUUCAUAAAGGAGUUCCUGCAUUUCUUUAUGUUUAUUGGUUGGUAUUAGAGGAGUGAUGUACCAAUUUCAUGUGAAGGCACUGCAAGCUCAUUCCAAAUGUAUUUGUCUUAGUACAGAAAAACCACCGGAUGGACACAGGCCCUAUCCUGAAGGACAAUAUGAUCAAAUCUAUGACUGACUUUAUUGAUGUCUCUUUUGUGCAGGAGUUCUUUGAAGAGAUGAUCAACCAGGAUGCACCUGCUGCAGCCUUCAUGAAGAAAAUCACAUCGAAAUGCUGGGCGUACUCCAAAGAGGCCAUGAUGAAUAAGAGAGAUGUGUACUUUGGACCUGCUUUUGUCUCCUAUGAUGCGUAUGCGAUGUCAGCGUGUAUUGAUGGCAGUUUGGUUACAGAGAAAAUCGAAUGCCCCGUCCGUGUGGAGCUGCAGGGUUCAAUGUGUCGAGGCAUGAUGGUACUGGAUCGCACAAAUCAGCUGAAAAAAAACCACAGUGUGUUUGUUUUGGCUAAAUGUGAUGUUGACAAGUUGAGUCAGUUACUCAGGAUGUCUCUUAGACAACCAUGCAAGAAGUAAUCUUUUAACUCUGUUAUCCGGGAUCAACUUGAAAUAUUGUUAAAUGUACCAUUUAAAAUGGAUGAUUGGUAACCACUUGUGCAUGAGCAACUCUUUGAUUAAGGUGAAAUUUCUAGUAUGCAUAGACAUGGAAAGAAGAGGGAACUGCAGCUGUAAAUGGUACAUGUUUUUUCUGUGUGUGCAUUCAUUAAGAGCUUUAAAAACUAAUGAAAGAACCUUAAAAUGUACUCUAACAGACACAGGUAACCAAUGCAGAGAUUUUAAAUUUGGUUGGAUCUCUUCCUGGUGAUGAUACCAAUGUGAUACUGACGAGAUACAAAAGCAAACAAAACCAAAAGCAGCGAGACAGUUCAUUUCUUAUUCAUUACUUUAAUAUCUGGAAUGAAGCAGGUGAAACCCAGCAGUCAGAUUGGACAUCAGUCAUCUAAAAAGGAUGUAAUAUUACUAUUUCACUGUUUGGUUUUUAAACUCUUUAAAACUCCUGCCAAAGGGUUGUCAGGAGCCAUGGUUGAGUUUUUGUAUUGUAUUCAUGGUCGAACCUAAUGUCUGUUGAUUAUUGUAACCUGGUGUUGAAAAUGAAGCCAAUGUAGAAAUGCAUCAAAAAGAUGCAAUUCUUGAGUGUCCACUAGAGGCUGCUUGCAAAAGCCAAGGAAUUCACAUUAACACAGAUGUUAAAAUGCUUUUUUUUUUUUUUUUUGCAGAAAUAUUUAAACAUAUUUACUUCAUAGAAUAAACAACAUAACUUUUGAGUCAUACACACUUUUCAAAAAGUGAUUUUUUUAUUACGCAGUUGUUUUGAAGAUAGUAAGACAAUAAUAUCAAGACAGAGAAAUAUAUUAAUUUUUUUUGUUUAUUUUUUUCUUUUUAAUUUUUUUGCAGUUUCUUUUUUUUUGCAUUUUUUUGCAAAUUUUUUUCCUGCAAAAUUUAUUUUGCUGUGUUUUUUUAUUUUUAUUUUACCUAAUGUAGGAUGAAAGAAGAGCUGUCAAACAAUAAUAUCAAGAUAGAGAAAUAUACUUAAUUCUUUAUUUUAUUUAUUUAUUUUUGCAAUUUUUUUUUUUUUUCCAAGUAAAGCAAGGAGUUGGGGUUUUUUAAGUCCUGCCUCUGCCUCUCUUAAUGGCAGGGAUGAUUGGGGGUCAUGGCCCAUUUUUGAACCUUCAUAAUGGACCGAUAUACUGUACGAAACAGACACAAGAAAAGAACUAGCUUGUGACUGCUUGUAGGCUACUCUAGAACUAUAAUAGCAUAAAAUCACAUCAUGCAGAUUAAAAGAUUAAAACAAAAUUACACUAAAAGCCAGACUGAAAAGGUUUAGUUUUUAGUUUACUUUUAAAAAUAUGAACGGUAGGUGUCGCUCUCAGGUCUGCAGGUAGGCUGUUCCACAGAUGGGGACCAUAAUGUUGGAACGACUAUUCACCAUGUUUUAGUUUUUACUUUGGGAACAAUAAAAGACCACCACCUGAAGACCUGAGGGCUCUACCAGGCUCAUAGCAAAUCAGACAAAUAAGAAGGACCAAGACCAUUAACCCACUGUUUGAUUUAUUUGUGAAUCCCACAAUAAAUGUCCUACAUGAAAACAAUGAUGGGUCCAGCAAGGACUUAACUCCAUACAUGUAGAAAAUCACAGAGGAAAUAAAGUGGAGCCAUAAUGUUUAAAAAGCGGGAUUAAAAAAAAGAAUCAAGUACAUUUUCUUCUUAUCCUUUUUCUUUAAGUUAAAAAUGCUCUUUAACUUUGCCAACAGUAUGAUCUUACAGCUGAAAACCAAUGUGGAGUGGAGGUGUUAGAUGUUUAAACAAAAUCCAUAGACUCUGAAGUUUAGCUUGUUUUCUACAAUAUUCUAAUGUUUUGAGAUUGUGGAUAUUUUUGUGAGCUGUAAUCAUCAAGACUCAAACAAAAAAGGCCUUUAAUUUUUCACUUUGAGUGUGAUAAAUCUAGAAUAUAUGGGAGUUUCACUUUUGAAUUGAAAAAUGGGGGAAAAUAAACUUAUUGGGGAUGUUUUAA
This is a messenger RNA of Xyrichtys novacula (pearly razorfish), 7873 nucleotides long. Lineage: Eukaryota; Metazoa; Chordata; Actinopteri; Labriformes; Labridae. The record is from the annotation of a GenBank genome assembly.